Molecule: messenger RNA, 1678 nt
Organism: Medicago truncatula (barrel medic)
Lineage: Eukaryota; Viridiplantae; Streptophyta; Magnoliopsida; Fabales; Fabaceae
Product: ATP-dependent DNA helicase PIF2
Exons: 2
Coding region: 132-1655 (507 amino acids)
Biological process (GO): DNA repair; telomere maintenance
Molecular function (GO): DNA helicase activity
Source: RefSeq, a predicted model, not a curated record
ACAGGGAACCCUCCGUUGAAUGAUUAAGCUUCCAUUUAGAAGAUGAGGAGCCUGUCACGUUUGAAGAUCAUGAAGACCUUGAAGAUGUCAUCCAAAAACCGCAUAUUCGUGAUACCAAAUUCGCGGCAUGGAUGGAGGCAAAUACAUUAUAUCCUCAAGCAAAAGAUCUUACUUAUUCAGAAUUCCCUCUAAAAUUUGUGUGGAAGGCAGCUGAUCACAGAUGGUCUCCAAGAAAACAAGGUGUAUCGAUCGGCAGGAUCCACUUUGUCCCCCUAGGUUCUGGUGAAAAAUUCUAUUUGAGAACCUUACUCAACUAUGUCAAGGGCCCUGCAUCGUACGAUGAGAUUAAAACCGUGGGAGGUGUAAAAUACAAAACCUUUAAAGAAGCUUGCUUCGCUUUGGGAUUGUUGGAGGAUGAUAAGGAGUUUAUAGAUGCAAUUAACCAAGCAUCUAUGUGGGGAACUGCCAGCUAUAUGCGUAGAUUGUUUGUUGCUUUACUGGUGACCAAUCAGUUCUCUAGACCUGAAGUUGUAUGGGAGAAGACUUGGCGGAAUUUAAGUGACGAUGUUUUAAGCACACAAAGACGGCUGCAUCGCGUUCAAGAUUUGGUAUUAGAUGACCAUCAGUUGCAAAGUUAUGCUCUCGCGGAGGUCGAGAAAUUGUUACGAGGGCAUGGUCAAAGUAUGAAAGAUGACUAUCCAAUGAUGCCACAACCAGACGCUUCGAUGAUCAACCGUGUGCGCAAUAUGUUGAUGUAUGAUGAGUUGAAAUAUGACAAAAAUAUAUUAAAAAAGGAACACAAGUCAUUAAUGUUGACAAUGACACAGGAACAAAGGAGUGUAUAUGACAAAAUCAUUUCCAGAGUAGAUGCAAAUAAGCCUGGUUUAUUCUUUGUGUAUGGUUAUGGAGGAACUGGAAAAACUUAUAUAUGGAGAGCUUUAUCAUCUGCAUUGCGUUCAAGGGGAGAUAUUGUAUUGACCACGGCAUCAAGUGGAAUCGCGACGCUGCUCAUACCUGGGGGAAGGACUGCUCAUUCAAGGUUCAAUUUACCAAUUAUGGUUGACGAGUGCUCUACUUGCGGCAUUUUUCCAAAAACAAAUUUAGCCGAGCUUAUCAUCAACGCAAAGCUUAUCAUUUGGGAUGAAGCACCUAUGAUGCACAAGCAUUUGUUCGAAGUGCUUGAUAGAAGUCUAAGAGAUUUAAUGCGACAUCAUAACAACGGUAGAAUGGACAUUCCAUUCGGUGGAAAGGUGGUUGUACUUGGUGGUGAUUUCAGACAGAUUCUACAUGUUGUACCCAAAGCAAAUAGGCAAGAAGUUGUUAAUUCUAGCGUUAAUUCGUCGGCCAUAUGGCGCCAUUGUGAAGUGCUAACGUUGACAACAAACAUGAGGCUCUUGCAUGGUUGUUCAAGCGAGGAGCUUGAAGAAAGAAAACAAUUCAGCGACUGGAUUUUAGGAAUCGGUGAUGGGAGCAUUGGUGAAGUUAUUGACGAUGAUAUUAGGGUGCAAAUUCCAGAUGAUAUACUUAUUCAUAGCACAGGUAACCAUAUUGCUGCUAUUGUUGGUGCUAUAUAUCCAUCUCUGGCUAUGAAUAUGAAUGACCCUUCUUUUUUUCCAAGAAAGAGCCAUAUUGACACCCAAAAAUGUCACUGUUGAGGAAAUUAAUGGUUAUAUGUUGU